Molecule: messenger RNA, 2598 nt
Organism: Tachyglossus aculeatus (Australian echidna)
Lineage: Eukaryota; Metazoa; Chordata; Mammalia; Monotremata; Tachyglossidae
Product: fibulin-7-like
Exons: 12
Coding region: 899-2179 (426 amino acids)
Molecular function (GO): calcium ion binding
Source: RefSeq, a predicted model, not a curated record
CCAACCAGACUGACUAGACCUUCCCUGGUGGCGGGGCCCAGGGGCCCUCGCUUCACCCGUGACCCAUUACCUUGGUGCGGGGGCGCCGGCAGGGACUGCUGCUCCCGGUGCUCCCUCUGCCCCUGCUGCCGGCUCUCCCCCAGAGAGAGGCCCAGAAGACCAAGGAGAAGUGGCAGGAGCUGGCAAGCAGACCCCCGUGCCCGAGGCAUGGGGAACGGCUGCAGCUUGGAAGGCAGGGGGAAGACCAGUGGAACCUGACCGUCUGGUAUUAAAUCAGACAAAUGGCCACCUCAAGGACCGGACAGAGCCAGACUUGUGGGAAGCCUUGUGCCAGGGGCCGUGCCUGCCUCCAAACCCCACCCUGGUGCCCAGGACACCUCCUCUGGGGUGAGCCGCCCUGCUUCUCCCCUCGUCCUUCCAUUUCCAUCAUCUGCAGGUUCCGAGCCAUCUAGGAGGGCGGCUCCGGUGCCAUCCCGACCGAUCCCUGCAGGAGGGGGCUAGGCUCCUCCCCCCCGCCCCAUGCCCUGCCCCUUCCACUCCAGUUCGAAAGCCUCUAGAGGGAGAGAAGUGGCGGGCAGUCACAGCAUCCUCUGGAGGGGGACACCAAGGCUGGCCCAAGCGCAGCAGUCUGUGGGGGCCCCUGAGGCCAAGACCGACUACCGGCAGGACCUCGUCAGGCACUGGGGAGGAAAUUGGCCCAAAGCUCCUGGGACAGAGGGAAACUGUGCUCUGCCAGCCAGGGAGAGCCCCGGAGGCUGCUCUCACUGAGGAAUCCAGAGCAGGCAAGGAUAGGCAGUUGCUGCGGCCCAGAGCGGGCAGGAUUGCGCGGCAAGUGUCACCAGUUUUCUACUCACCCAGGGCCUCCCCGUCUCCUUGUGUUGCUGGACCCCUCAGCACGAUGCUCCUUGAGCUGCCCGUUCUCGUAGCCCUGGGGCUCCUGCAGCUUCCCCACAGCCAAGGGCAGAGCUGUCUGAGCAAGCGCCAGUUGCUGACCACCAUCCAGCAGAUGCAGAAGCUGCUGUCCGCGCAGGAAGCCGCCCAGCUCCAGGCCAUGCGCAACCUGAAGAAGCGGCUCACGGCCCUGCAGAGCGGUGUCCACAAACAGCCCACCCACAGCAACGAAAGCUGCCCCCACCUUGCCGGGCCAGCACAUGGCAGGAAGUUGGGGAAAAAGAUGACCGUGGGCCACGAGGUACACUUCUUGUGUGAUGCCGGCUUCCGACUGGUGGGCUCUGAGUCACGGCAGUGCCAGGACAACAGGACAUGGAGUGGGCACCAGCCCUUCUGCAAGAGUAUUGACGACUGUGCCAGCCAACCCUGUGCCAACGGGGGCACCUGUGUGGACCACGUGCAGCGCUACACCUGCCUCUGCCCCAGAGGCUGGACUGGGGGACAAUGUCAGAGCCCAGAUUCCUCCUACCGGGUGACCCUGAGCAAUUCCUCCUUCAGCCGCCAGCCCCGCUGCGCUGAGAACGGGCAGGGCGCGCGCCAGUGCAGCUGCGAUGCUGGCUUCCAGAUGCAGCCUGGCGGGCUCUGCCAAGAUGUAGAUGAGUGCCAGCUGUUCCAGCUGAACCGUCAGACCCGUAUCUGUGUACACACCUGCAUCAACUUCCCUGGCUCCUACCGCUGCAUCUGUCCCCCAGGAUAUCUGCUCAAUCCUGACCAGAACACCUGUGAAGAUGUGGACGAGUGCUCCGAUCACCAGCACAACUGCAGUCGAGGGGAGCUGUGCGUCAACGUCUUUGGGGGGUUCCAGUGCGUGCGGCCCGAGUGCCCCCGGCCCCGCCAAGACACGAGCUACAUGAAGACGUCGGCCUUCCAGUGUGAGAGAAAUCCUUGCCCCGUGGGCAGCAGAUCCUGCCGCCAGUCAGCCAACUCCAUCUCCUUCCACUACCUCCCGCUCCAGUCCAACCGCACCGUGCCCCGGGUCCUCUUCAAGAUGUCCACCACCAGCUCUGUGGGCGACAGCCUGCGCUUCGCCAUCGCCGGGGGUCGGGGCCUCGCGGCCUUCACCGUGCAGCGCUCUGACCGUCACACGGGUGAGCUGGUCAUGACCAGCCCGGUGCCAGGCCCUGCCACCCUAGAAGUCGAGCUGGAGAUGAGCGAGCUGUCCCGCAAGGUCCUGCUGGGAAAACACAUCUUCAGGAUCACCGUCUUCGUCUCCCCCUAUGAAUUCUAGCCCAUCAGCCCCUCCGCGUCCGUCUCCCCUGCCUUUGGAUGGACUCUCCAGGGCAGACAUGGGGAGACUCCGCGUGGCCACUGGCUACCCCCGCUCCAGCUUUUCGGCUCCCCACAUGUGCUCCACCACGGAUCUGCUCCAUCCCCGGGCCACCAGCUCAGAACACGGCUGGGGAGAGGGGAAGGAGAGUGGGAAACAAAAAGAGCUCUGCACCAGGCAAUGCCGGGAUCGUCUGAGCACCUGCUUUCUCCCCUCCAGCCGCUCUGUGAGCACCGCACUCAGCUAGUCAGGAGGCACCAUUUGUACACUCGACUUCAUGAUAAGAUGAUGAAAUGUGCUGACUGUUGGGCCAACUGCUGACCUUAACUUUCAGGGUAAGCAGGGGUACGUGCCCCUCUUUGUGAAUGGGAGGGGGAACU